UGUCUUUCAGACCUCAGACUGAAUGCACUGUCCCUAGAAGAUCAAAUGACGCAUAAAGGCUGUGGAACGUGCAGGGACCGUCGAAUCCUCUGCGACAGGGCCCUUCCAACAUGCGUCCAGUGCUCCAAGUCAGGCCGGACUUGCCAGGGCUAUGGUCUUCGUCUGUCUUGGCCGAAUGCGAAUGAUCGCAAGCGCGCAAAGGUUGGAAAGUUACCGCGAGCUAGAAAGGGGGGUCGACGGGUGUCAGACCCGCUAUUGGUGAAUGCGUCGUCAUGGGAUAUCGAGAUGCAUUAUCAUUUGCUGGGUCUAGUGUCGGACAGAUACACUAAACUUGUGCUCCAAGCCCCGAUGCCAUUCAACCCGCUCAACUUGAACGUUAGGGAGGCUUACCUCUUCGAAUACUUUCAAUGCACAGCCUCUCGCUCAUUAACCACCUUCGGCCAUGACCCCACUAGCGUCGGAAACCUUCUCAUCCGGAUGUGCUUGACAAGCAACACCCCAUCCGCUACUGCGGUGCUUCACUCCAUGCUAGCCUUAUCUUCGCUCCAUCUUUAUGGACUGCAAGAUCAGGCCGGGCAGCUUAAGCUAUCCGCUCUGAAAGCAUUAGCUGCUGCGUCAUGGAUUGAUAUCGGUCCGAUGGCAGCAGCCCAGCAUGUUGCUACCGGUAUGCUUCUAUGUUCUUUCGAGAUUCACCGCGCAUCAUGCACAUCAGGGCAUUGGAGGUGCUACAUUGGCGGUGUCAAGAAAAUCAUCAAUGCGUCUUCAUCUUGCCUGAUCGACCCAAAUAGUGACUUCAAAGUCUUACUAGACUGGAUAUAUUAUCACGAUGUGAUGUCGCGGUUCAGCCAGCUACAUUGGAGCUCGGAGGAGGACAAGCUAAUUCCACCUGCCUGCGCAUCGGAAUACCCUUGGGCCAAUGUCCCCCCUGCGACGGUCUUUGGCUUUGAUCCAACGAUACAGCUGCUGUCGAAUGUCUGCGACGCCGUGGCUGCUAGGCCACCACCGACCGCUCCAGCCGAGAAGUUGAGUGAAUAUUUGUCGUUCGUCAACAUUUUGGAAUGGAGGGUACGAGCCAUGCCCAUAUCAACACCGGAGAGGAACGGAGUACAACGCCUAGAAAGUGCCAAAAUGACUGAAUUAUUCCAACUAUCCAUGCUGGUCUAUCUCAACAAAGCGACCGGAAACGUCUCCGAGCCAGCCAUUGCACUACAGCAACACAUUUCCCGAGCUUUCAAGCUUUUCUCCGAUCUCGCCGCUUGCGACCGCCAAUUCCCUUUAUUCGUACUAGGGUGCGAGGCAGAAACAGACGAGGAACGGCGCAUCGUCCUCGAUCUCAUCACUCGAACUGAGAAAUCCGCUUCCUCUCGCUCACUCUUUCUCGUUACGAGGCUUAUCCAGGCCAUUUGGGUCCAGGAUGAUCUUGCUGAUGGAGAACUGAACUAUAUGGACAAGCUGAGCGCUAUGAUUAGCUGCUGUACCAUAAUGCCGACAUUUGUUUAGUACUCGGUUCUGUCAUGUACCCUGUCUAGUGGAUCGCAUGUUCCGUGGUUCAUUCACGGAAAAUCGCCAUGUUCUUUACACAGCAUAUAAAUCGUGAAUAGGGUUUUAUUCCGAAUGCGGCGGUUGGAAUGGGGGAUAGAGACAAUCUUUCGUCCUUAGCCUAGUUGUUUGGAUCCUCCUCCCGUGGCGAAAACAUGUCUGCCGGAUAUACGUAGAGCUGGCUCCAUGCCAUUGUUGAGAAUAUGGGAAUUGUGCUGAGGUUUUUCAUAAUAAUCGUUCUUUUUCUCACAGCCGCUUCUUUUCUUCUCCGUCUUCUUUUCUUUUUUUACCCCCGCCAUUUGUAUAUUCUGAUGUAUCCAGCUAACCACCUUAGUGAAUCAUGCUGAGCUUUGGGGCUUUUUUUAAAAAAAAGAAAAG
Molecule: messenger RNA, 1917 nt
Organism: Aspergillus steynii IBT 23096
Lineage: Eukaryota; Fungi; Ascomycota; Eurotiomycetes; Eurotiales; Aspergillaceae
Product: Zn(II)2Cys6 transcription factor
Exons: 6
Coding region: 46-1500 (484 amino acids)
Biological process (GO): positive regulation of transcription by RNA polymerase II
Cellular component (GO): nucleus
Molecular function (GO): DNA-binding transcription factor activity, RNA polymerase II-specific; zinc ion binding; transcription cis-regulatory region binding
Source: RefSeq, a predicted model, not a curated record